GGAAGAGGGUUUGCCCCCAUUGGUUGUUGGAGGGGUUGGUUACUAGUUAUGGUGAAGGUUGUGGUCGUUCAAGCCCUGCAGUGUUUGAUGCACUUGUGAGGGCUUGUACUCGGUUCGGGGCCAUAGAUGGUGAUUAUGAGGUGAUCAAGAAGCUUAGAUUGGAUUGGGUUUUGAUUCACGCAUGGAAGAACUUUCUUAAUCAUUUAAUUAAGUUGAAUGAGAUUGAUAGGUUUUGGAAGAUGUAUAAGGAAAUGCUUUCAUAUGGGUAUGUUGAAGAUGUUGAUACUUUCAAUUUGGUUAUUUAUGCUCUUUGUAAGGAGUGCAAGUUACUAGAAGCAAUGUCGGAAUAUUAUCAGAUGUUGAAGAGUGGAAUUUGGCCUAGUGUUGUUACUUUUAACAUGAUUUUAAAUGGUCCUGGAGCAUGCAGGAUGGGUGAUAUGGAACUUGCCUUGAAGGUUUUGAGAAAGAUGGGGGUAAUGUCGGAGGACUGUGUUACGGCCAAUUCAGUUACUUACAAUAAUUGUAUCAUUAAUGGGUUUUGCAAAAUUAGUGGUUUACCGGUUGCAGAAGAAAUUCAUGCUGAAAUGGCCGAGGCAGGUGUUGAGUCCAAUUUGAGGACUUGUGCAACUCUAGUAGAUGGGUAUGCAAAACAGGGGCGUUUGGAGUUGGCACUUCGAUUGUGCGAUGGAAUGGUGGAAAGGGGAUUGGCCCCUAAUCCUGUUGUUUACAAUUCAAUUAUCCAUCGGCUUCACAUGGAAGGAGAUACUGAGGAAGCUUUUUCCUUAUUGUCUGACUCUGACUUGAUUGAUAGGCAUAUAUGCUCUGAUCAGUUCACCUACUCAAUCCUCAUCAAGGGGCUCUCUAGAAGUGGGCUUGUGAUGGAAGCAGUUGGACUUCAUAACCACAUCCUUGAGAAGAACCUCAUCAAGGAUGUUUUCUCCCACAGUAUCCUGAUUGAUUAUUUGUGCAAAAGCAAAAAUUUGACAGCAGCCAAGCAAUUGACGGGCAGCAUGUUUGUUCGUGGUUUACUUCCUGACACUGUCACCUAUGGCACUUUGAUUGAUGGGCACUGCAAAGAAGGGAGCAUAGGAAGUGCAGUUCAGAUUUAUGAAAAGCUGAUGUGAGGGGAAGAAAAAACUAAUUUGAUGAUAUAUAAUUCUGUUAUAAAUGGGUUGCGGAAAGAGGCAUCAGUGGGUAUUUCAAAACUUUUGAUGGAUUCGUUAUAGAGGCUGGAUCUUCUUGACAUUAUAACCUAUAACAUGUUGUUCUAGAAUCAUAAUAAGGACCUUAUGAAGUUACAGAUAAAAAAUCAGAUGUGUAGAUCUUUCGGAUCAAGUUACGUAAGGUUGUGGACCUACCGUUGAUAGUUGACCAACUGUUGACUUUUGGUCAACACAUUCCGAAUUCUUCUACAAUGUAUUGGAGGAUGUAUAGCACAUGAAAUUAUGGGUUUUAUCGUUAAAGUUCUGAGAUGAUAAUUGAUAUUUGUUCUUGGCGACGUUUGUGUGGACACCACGAUAAUUGUGCUAGAAGUCGUAGCACGGACUCCAAGUGAGUGACUUCAAUACAUGUGGUAAUGGUUAUUACCUUGAGAUUCUUAUUUAUCCUUUUGUGG
Messenger RNA from Malus domestica (apple), 1615 nucleotides. RefSeq names its product pentatricopeptide repeat-containing protein At1g11710, mitochondrial-like. The record is from RefSeq and is a predicted model, not a curated record. Gene Ontology annotation, molecular function: mRNA binding; protein binding. NCBI's taxonomy places the organism in Eukaryota, Viridiplantae, Streptophyta, Magnoliopsida, Rosales, Rosaceae.